ACCCCCCCCCUCCCUUGUCUCUACAGGAAGUGUAUUGGCAGACUGGGCAGGGCUGUAGUGGAUCUCCUGGAAAAUCGGAUCAAAAAAACACACGAAAACUUCACCUCGCAGCAGCAAAGUGACACCGGGGAACAUGAAUGACCAGCAGCUGGAUUGUGCUCUGGACCUGAUGAGGCGCCUGCCUCCCCAGCAGAUUGAGAAGAACCUGAGUGACCUCAUCGACCUGGUGCCCAGUCUCUGUGAGGACCUGCUGUCCUCGGUUGACCAGCCUCUCAAGAUCGCCCGAGACAAGAUAGUGGGGAAGGAUUACCUGCUGUGCGACUACAACCGAGACGGGGACUCUUACAGGUCCCCCUGGAGUAAUAAGUAUGAGCCCCCGAUCGAUGAUGGUGCCAUGCCCUCGGCCCGUCUGCGCAAACUGGAGGUCGAGGCAAACAACGCCUUCGACCAGUACAGAGACCUGUAUUUCGAGGGGGGCGUGUCCUCGGUAUAUCUCUGGGAUCUGGAUCACGGUUUUGCCGGCGUGAUUCUCAUCAAGAAGGCGGGAGACGGAUCCAAGAAAAUCAAGGGGUGCUGGGACUCCAUUCACGUGGUGGAGGUGCAGGAGAAGUCCAGCGGUCGCACUGCCCACUACAAGCUGACCUCGACAGUCAUGCUUUGGCUGCAGACCACCAAGACCGGCUCUGGCACCAUGAACCUGGGGGGCAGCCUGACCAGACAGAUGGAGAAGGACGAGACAGUCAGCGAGUCGUCUCCUCACAUAGCCAACAUCGGCCGCCUGGUAGAGGACAUGGAGAAUAAGAUCCGCAGCACUCUGAAUGAGAUUUACUUUGGGAAGACCAAGGACAUCGUCAACGGGCUGAGGAGCGUACAGACGCUGGCAGACAAAUCCAAGCAGGAGAACCUCAGGAACGACCUAGUGGAGGCGCUCAAACGCAAACAGCAGAGUUAGAACCCAACUGCACUCGUCUAUCCCUCUCUCCCUCUCUGUCCCUCCCCAAUGCUACACACUCUGUCUGUCUCCCCCUCUCUCCUCUCCCUCCCCAAUGCUCCGCAUUCUCUGUCUCCCCCUCUCUUCUC
This is a messenger RNA of Polyodon spathula (Mississippi paddlefish), 1080 nucleotides long. Its product is annotated as F-actin-capping protein subunit beta isoforms 1 and 2. The record is from RefSeq and is a predicted model, not a curated record. NCBI's taxonomy places the organism in Eukaryota, Metazoa, Chordata, Actinopteri, Acipenseriformes, Polyodontidae. Bases 134 to 952 code for a protein of 272 amino acids. Gene Ontology annotation, biological process: actin cytoskeleton organization; cell morphogenesis; negative regulation of filopodium assembly. Gene Ontology annotation, molecular function: actin filament binding. The transcript is spliced from 9 exons. Gene Ontology annotation, cellular component: F-actin capping protein complex; cytoplasm.